This is a messenger RNA of Penicillium robsamsonii, 1533 nucleotides long. Its product is annotated as cytochrome P450. Gene Ontology annotation, molecular function: monooxygenase activity; iron ion binding; oxidoreductase activity, acting on paired donors, with incorporation or reduction of molecular oxygen. Bases 1 to 1533 code for a protein of 510 amino acids. The record is from RefSeq and is a predicted model, not a curated record. The transcript has 4 exons. NCBI's taxonomy places the organism in Eukaryota, Fungi, Ascomycota, Eurotiomycetes, Eurotiales, Aspergillaceae.
AUGGCGGUUAUUCCUAGCCUUUCGGCGCUUUCGAGCAUGCAAGACUUCUCAGAUAUAGUUCUCACUUUACUGAAGCUGAGCUUGGCAUUGAUCCCACUUUAUGUCACCGGUCUCUUAGUCUAUAAUGUCUACUUUCACCCUCUGGCCAAGUAUCCAGGACCAAAAUCUAUGGCAGCCACACGUCUACCUUAUAUUCGAAUGAUUCUGAGUGGCCAGUUCCCACAAAAGACAAAAGGACUACAUCAACAGUACGGCGAUGUAGUUCGCAUUGCCCCCGAUGAGCUUUCUUUCACAGAUGGCGCGGCCUGGAAGGCAAUAUAUGGUACACGGGUCGGCCAUGGCCAGAAGUCCAAAGAUUAUCGAUUCUACGCACCAAGCGCUGGAGAAGCUCCCGGCAUCAUCGUCUCCAAUGACGCCGACCAUUCUCGCUUUCGACGUUUGCUGUCACACGCAUUCUCCGACAGCUCACUGCGCGGUCAGGAACCUAUAAUCAAGGGCUAUAUUGAUCUUUUGAUGCAACGUCUACAUGAGAAUAUCGAGGGUGGAACAAAGGCUGUUGACAUGGUGGCCUGGUACAACUUCACGACCUUUGAUAUUAUUGGAGACCUGGCUUUCGGGGAGCCAUUUGACUGUCUCAAAAAUUCAAACUACCACCAGUGGGUAUCCAUCAUCUUCAGCUCGCUCAAGUAUGCCGCCUAUACAAAUGUGUCUCGGCGCCUUCCAGGAUCAAAAUACAUCCUCCCAUACAUCGUUCCCAAGCAUGUUGCCUCGCAGAGGAGUACACAUCUAGCCUUGACCAGGGAAAAGGUCCAGGGUCGGAUAAGCAAGUCAAAUGAAAGACCCGAUUUCUUCGCCAACAUCUUGAAGCAUCAAAACACCGAGAAAGGAUUCAGCGUCCCAGAAAUGAUCAGCAACGGCAGUACCUUGAUCAUCGCCGGCUCAGAGACUACUGCGACAUUACUUUCUGGAGUGACGUAUCUGCUGCUGAGAAACCCACGCGUGCUGGCAAAGCUCCAAGACGAGAUCAGAUUAGCAUUUACUACAGAGAAAGAGAUCAGCUUUGAUUCAUGUAAUAAACUGGAGUAUUGUCUGGCCGUCCUCACUGAGACUCUUCGAGUGUAUCCUCCCGUCGCAGUUGGAUUACCUCGCGUUGUUGAUGCCCAAGGUGAUAUGAUUGCUGGAAACUGGGUUCCAGGGGGAACAGUUGUUUCUGUCUCCCAUCUAGCUACCAGUCACUCCCCUACUAACUUUGCCGAUCCUGAUCAGUUCAUCCCAGAGCGUCAUUUGGAUGACCCUCGCUUUGCAAAUGACAGUAAGACUGCAAUGCAGCCAUUUAGCUUUGGGCCCAGGAACUGCAUUGGGCGCAAUCUAGCAUACGUUGAAAUGCGUAUAAUCCUUGCUCGCAUGAUCUUCAAUUUCGAUAUGGAAUUGGACCAGCCCGAACAAAACUGGAUGGAUCAAGAAUGCUUUGUGCUAUGGGACAAGCCAAAGUUGAUGAUUAAAUUAAAGCCGAGAGUUCAUUCCCAACGAUAG